AUGCGCAAGCAGCUCGAUCCUCGCAUCCCCAUCCUCAUCAACAACAAUGUCAAGAAGAACCACCGUUCGUUCAUAGUUUUGGUCGGAGACAAGGGUAGAGACCAGAUUGUGAACCUGCAUUUUCUGCUCUCUCAAGCACGCAUCUCCGCGCGUCCUUCGGUGCUAUGGUGUUACAAGAAGGACUUGGGGUUUACAACUCACCGCAAAAAGCGUGAAGCGAAAAUCAAACGGGAGGUGAAACGGGGAACCCGUGAACCCAACGAGCAGGACCCAUUUGAGAUCUUCAUAACUGUUACCGACAUUCGCUAUACGUACUACAAGGAGUCACAGAAGAUUCUCGGACAAACCUUCGGCAUGUGUGUACUGCAAGACUUCGAAGCGAUUACUCCCAACCUCCUCGCGCGGACAAUCGAGACGGUAGAAGGGGGAGGUCUUGUCGUGAUUAUGCUUAAGACCAUGAAGUCGCUUAGGCAGCUGUACACUAUGACAAUGGACGUCCACUCCCGCUACCGCACCUCCGCCCAUGACUCUGUCGUCGCGAGGUUCAACGAACGUUUCAUCCUCUCCCUUGGCUCCUGCGACGACUGUCUAGUUCUAGACGACGAGUUGAACGUGCUCCCCAUUUCACGAGGCAAGGAUAUCAAACUGCUGGAGGAAACGCGAGGGAAGGGUAAGGAGGAGUCUGAGCUGAAGGACCUCAAGGACAAUCUGGCGGACACCAAGCCUAUCGGAGACCUUGUCAAACUGGCAAAGACGAUUGACCAAGCCCAGGCCAUCCUCACUUUUGUCGACGCGAUCGCAGAGAAAACACUGUCGUCGACGGUCACUCUUACGGCUGGUCGUGGUCGAGGGAAGUCUGCGGCUUUGGGACUCGCUAUCGCGGCAGCACUAGCCCAUGGAUACUCAAACAUCUUCGUGACGAGUCCAAGUCCGGAGAACUUGAAGACGCUGUUCGAGUUUAUCUUCAAGGGGAUGGAUGCCCUCGGAUACGAAGAGCACCUGGAUUAUGAUAUUGCGCAGAGCACAAAUCCGGACUUUAACAAGGCGAUUGUUCGGGUAAACGUGUUCAGGAAUCACCGUCAAACCAUCCAGUACAUCCAACCCCAAGAUGCUCACGUCCUCGGUCAAGCCGAACUAGUCAUCAUUGAUGAAGCAGCAGCUAUCCCUUUGCCGCUAGUACGCAACUUGAUCGGGCCCUAUCUCGUUUUCAUGGCCUCCACCAUCAACGGCUACGAAGGGACAGGUCGCUCACUAUCCCUGAAGCUCAUCCAGCAACUUCGUGAAAGCACUCGCCCUUCACUCACAAAAGAUGCUGUGCCCACAGAGGACGACGCCGCGACGGCCUCAUCCUCCAAAAAGCCCAUUGCGAAGGCCGCACCAAAAGCGCGAACAUUGCGCGAGAUCAAACUCGACACUCCCAUCCGUUACGCACCCGGCGACAAGGUCGAGAAGUGGCUGAACAGCGUCCUCUGCCUCGACGCGACGGUCGUCCCUCGCCAGACGCAUAUGAGCUGCCCGCACCCAAGCAAAUGCGAGCUCUUCUACCUCUCGCGCGACACCCUCUUCUCCUACCACCCCGCGUCCGAGGUCUUCCUGCAGCGCAUGAUGGCGCUCUACGUCGCGAGUCACUACAAGAACCAGCCGAACGACCUCCAGCUGCUCUCCGACGCGCCCGCGCACCACCUCUUCGUCCUCCUCCCGCCACUCAAGGACGACGAGACGCACCUGCCCGAGCCCCUCGUCGUCCUCCAGGUCGCGCUCGAGGGCAACAUCGCCCGGCAGGCGAUCCUCGACGGCCUCUCCCGCGGCUUCCGUGCCGGGGGUGACAUGAUCCCCUGGCUCGUCUCGCAGCAGUUCCAGGAGGGGAAGUUCGCACAGCUCUCGGGCGCGCGCGUCGUGCGCAUCGCGACGCACCCGGACUACGCGAACAUGGGCUACGGCGCGCGCGCGCUCCAGGCGCUCAACGCGUACUACUCGGGCGAAUACUUCGACGUCGACGAAGCCGCGAAGGCGGAACAGAGCUACCCCGACCCGGCGAACUUCGACGAGGACACAAACCUGCUCACGGACGAGCCUAGGGUCCGCGCCGUGUCGGCGAUGCCGCCGCUGCUCCAACGUCUGACGGAACGGAAGCCGGAGAUGCUCGACUAUCUCGGGGUGUCGUAUGGUCUGACCCCGCAGCUACUGAGGUUCUGGAAGCGCGCGGGGUACGUCCCGCUGUACCUCCGCCAGACACAGAGCGAGCUCACGGGCGAACACACCUGCGUCAUGGUCCGCGGCCUGAACUCAUCGACGGAUGAGGAGCUGCAGUGGCUUGGAGAGUUCACGAAGGAUUUCCGCAGACGAUUUUUGAUCUUGCUCUCGUACAAAUUCCGCGAGUUCGGGAGCGUGACGGCGCUGAGCGUGCUUGAAGCGACGAAUGGUGCAUUGAAGAGGUUUGACCAGGACGCUUCGCGAGAAUUGGUCUCGACGGAACUGUCAUACUACAUGUCACCGUUCGACCUGAAGCGCCUGGAGUCGUACGCAAACAACCAGCUGGAUUACCAUGUCAUUAUGGAUCUUUUGCCACACGUUGCGCAGCUGUUCUUCGAGAAGCGAUUCGGCGCUGAAGUGCAUCUGAGUGCAGUGCAGAGCUCGAUCUUACUCGCUUUGGGGCUUCAGAGGAAGGUGAUCGAAGAUGUCGAGAACGAGCUGCAGCUCCCUGUCUCCCAAGCCCUUGCUCUCUUCGUCAAGGUGAUCAAGAAGCUAAGCAAGAAGCUCCAAGACGUGCAGAAGGCUGCGAUCAGCGCGACACUCCCCGCCCCUCCACCCACCGAGCGCACGACCGAAGAUGGUGAGCGCGCGACGUUCAAGCCACUCGCGACCGCGCUCGAGGACGAGCUCGAAGAGGCCGGCGACGAGGCGGAGCGCGCGAUGCGCGAGAAGCAGAGGGCCAUGAUCGACGCCCUCGACUUGUCCAAGUACGCGAUCGACGACGGGUCAGCAGACUGGUCCGCGGCGGAAGCGCAGGUCGGGCGUCUCGCGUCGGGCGCCGACGGCAAGUCCACGCUCGUCUCCGUCAAGCAGCAGGGGGCGGGCGCGCUGGCCGCGACGGGCAAGAAGCGCAAGGCUCCGGAGGACGCGGCGGGCGGCGGGGGUGGGGAGAAGAAGGCGCGGCGGAGCAUGAAGAAGGGCAAGCGGUAG
Epithele typhae is the source of this 3183-nucleotide messenger RNA. RefSeq names its product GNAT acetyltransferase 2-domain-containing protein. The transcript has 12 exons. Gene Ontology annotation, cellular component: nucleolus; 90S preribosome. The record is from RefSeq and is a predicted model, not a curated record. Gene Ontology annotation, molecular function: ATP binding; 18S rRNA cytidine N-acetyltransferase activity; tRNA binding. Lineage: Eukaryota; Fungi; Basidiomycota; Agaricomycetes; Polyporales; Epitheliaceae. Gene Ontology annotation, biological process: rRNA acetylation involved in maturation of SSU-rRNA. The coding region runs from base 1 to 3183 and encodes 1060 amino acids.